Messenger RNA from Peronospora matthiolae, 342 nucleotides. NCBI's taxonomy places the organism in Eukaryota, Oomycota, Peronosporomycetes, Peronosporales, Peronosporaceae. The record is from the annotation of a GenBank genome assembly.
AUGCAAGGUAACCUGCAGAGCUACCUCACUGAAGCCAUGGAAUGCUUAAACCAAAAUCUGCGGGAACUGGUGUAUCAAGCGAUCUACCCAAGUCAAAGGAUCAAGCCUGCAAAAAUUCGCGAGUCAUAUACACCGGAUGUCGAGAUAGAAUCGGUGCGAUCGCAUAUCAGUCGAUCGGAUUUCCUCAAUCCAGAAGAUGCUAAUAUUGACGAAUCGGGCCAAGGUGACCGGCAACGUGCGAUGGUGGCCACAACAAAGACGUUGAAGAAGGUUGAUGCAGUUCCCCAGCGCAUUCGAGUGUCAGCAAUCACGGAGCUGAAGGAAUUCAGUGGAAAAGAUUGA